AUGCUCACCAGGGAGGCCACGCUCGAACUCGCCGCGGCGGUCAUCUUUGGAGAGGCGUUCUGGGAGCUCAUCAAGUCGCUCUCGGCCGACGCCGUGGCGCCCCUCUUCAACUCGCUCCCCGGCCUCACCACGUGCUGCUGGCGGCUCGACCUCGGCGCCGGCUUUGUGCUCCUUGUGCACGGCGACAACUGGCAGGACGGCGCCGACCUGGACGGCGCCAUCGUCAUCAAGUACCGCCUCCUCUGGGAGGCGGUCCUCUCCUUCAUCAUCGUCAUGGGCGAGGGGCUCCCAGAGCGGCUGGCCAGCGCCGACCCUCCUCUCGCGGUACACGAGGCACUGACAGUGCUCCUCCAGCAUGGCUUUGCCGUCGCGGCGGCCGCGCCGCUGCCGACGGGCGAGAUGCUCUACACUCUGUGUCGGCAAGGGGGCGCGAGGGCGGGGCAGCCGGCCGACGACGACGACGAGCAGCAGAGUUUGCUGCAUCUGUAG
Molecule: messenger RNA, 489 nt
Organism: Emiliania huxleyi CCMP1516
Lineage: Eukaryota; Haptophyta; Isochrysidales; Noelaerhabdaceae
Exons: 4
Coding region: 1-489 (162 amino acids)
Source: RefSeq, a predicted model, not a curated record